AUGGACAGGACGGAACUCUCCUUUGGGAUGGUGAUGCUGCUACAGAUCAGCAUUGGGGUCUUAGUGAACGUCUUCCUCAUCCUGUUUUAUAUUCGCGUGAUCUCUGCCACCCAUAAGAUCAGCUCUUCUGAUCUGAUCCUGGCUCACCUGGCCUUAGCCAACACCAUCAUCCUCCUGGCCAGUGGAAUCCCCGAGACCAUGUCAGCUUGGGGGCGAAGAAAUUUCUUGAACGCUGUUGGAUGCAAAAUCCUCAUUUAUAUCUAUAGGAUAGCCCGGGGCCUUGCCAUCUGCACCACCUGCCUCCUGAGCAUCUUCCAGGCCGUCACCAUCAGCCCCGGCACUUCCCGGUGGGCGGGGGUCAAAGCUAAAUUGCCCAAGUGGAUUCUUCCCCUCUGCCUCCUCUCCUGGAUCCUCUCCAUGUUAAUAGACGCUAAUGCACUGAUAUAUAUCACGGGGCCACAGAACAGCAGCGCUGUUCGGAUUACCCUGGACCUCAAAUACUGCUCGACACUCACUGCCAGUGCAGAAAUCGCCCUGGCCAUUGCUUUUAUGCUCUCCACCCGGGACCUGUUCUUCGUGGUAUUAAUGAGCGCGGCCAGCGGCUACAUGGUGUUUGUCCUGUACAGACACCACCGGCGGGUCCGACACCUCCACGGGCCCGACGGCCCCUCCAGGGCGAUGCCCGAGGUCCGAGCGGCCAAGAGAGUCAUCGCCCUGGUCACCCUCUACGUCAUCCUCUACGGGAGGCAGUCAGUCAUGCUGAGCUUUAUUUUUAACAUGAAAGAGAAAUCCCCUCUGCUGGUCAACAGUCACAUGGUGUUGUCAUUCACCUUCUCAGUUGUCAGUCCCUUCCUGAUCGUUCACAGCGACAGGAGGAUGAGAACUUUCUGGGGAAGGGAAUCUCCUGGGUCCAACACGGAUCCCUCUUAG
This is a messenger RNA of Ornithorhynchus anatinus (platypus), 930 nucleotides long. Its product is annotated as vomeronasal 1 receptor ornAnaV1R3028. The transcript has a single exon. Gene Ontology annotation, cellular component: membrane. Gene Ontology annotation, biological process: G protein-coupled receptor signaling pathway. Gene Ontology annotation, molecular function: pheromone receptor activity. The record is from RefSeq and is marked inferred. NCBI's taxonomy places the organism in Eukaryota, Metazoa, Chordata, Mammalia, Monotremata, Ornithorhynchidae. The coding region runs from base 1 to 930 and encodes 309 amino acids.